This is a messenger RNA of Plutella xylostella (diamondback moth), 2286 nucleotides long. RefSeq names its product de-etiolated protein 1 abo (gene abo). NCBI's taxonomy places the organism in Eukaryota, Metazoa, Arthropoda, Insecta, Lepidoptera, Plutellidae. Gene Ontology annotation, molecular function: ubiquitin-like ligase-substrate adaptor activity; ubiquitin protein ligase binding. Gene Ontology annotation, biological process: protein ubiquitination; positive regulation of proteasomal ubiquitin-dependent protein catabolic process. The record is from RefSeq and is a predicted model, not a curated record. Gene Ontology annotation, cellular component: cullin-RING ubiquitin ligase complex; nucleus.
GCCAAAGUUUGUGCAUCUAUCGAGUGUCGAGUAAACAAUUUUUAAUUUAUUUUCUUUUAGUUACUGAAACCCAUUUAGCAUGUACAAAUAAUUCCAAGAGAUUAUCUGAACUAUCAAUUAGAACAUGGCUUCUACAAGUGGCAGCAGUAAUGUGUAUUACGAGGACAUACCCCCAGGGACACUCAACGAUGAGGAGUUCAUUUGUACUGAAAGAAUUAUACCAAGAAAAAUCAAACCACAAAAUUUGGUCGUACGCCUGAUGGACCGAGAGAUAUACGGCUCCAGGAAACCGGGGUCCCACUUCCAUGUAGUGAGGGAGUUCUACCAGAAUGUGUUCCCAAACUUGACUAUUGUCAAUGUGGAGAAACCUCCCUGCUUUUUGAGAAAGUUUAGCCCUGAUGGUAAACAUUUUAUCGCGUUUUCGGCUGAUCAGACUUCUUUGGAAGUGUAUGAGUAUCGUGGGGCAUCGGCUGCCGGGGACCUGGUGGCCGGCUACCCCUCAGACUUGCUCAAUGCUGAUGCUGAUGAGGCCCACCACAGAAUACGGACUCAUUUGUUCUAUAGAUUCUUUAAGCCUAAAUUCACAGUAAAUGUAUGCCAACAAGUGCAAAGGCCAGAGAGACGUGGGCAGAUUCCAGCCAUGGAGCAACAGUUGAACCGUGAGUGCAGUCUGUUCACUGAGGAUGGCCGAUAUGUGAUUGUGGGCUCCGCGGCACACAUACCCGAUGACAUGAGGCCGCACUUCUAUCACAUUCACAGCAAUAAUGAGGCUGUCACUCCUACUAUAAGGUCUGCACUAGAAGACUACUCCCUGCACUUGGUAGACUUGCACCACGGCAAGUUGUGUGACACAAAGAACUUCAGAAUAGACAAGAUUUACCUCUCGCACAAUCAAGGCAUCUACUUAUACAAAGAUGUCUUAGCUGUUCUCUCUGUGCAGCACCAAACUAUACACCUGUUCCAAAUUGUAGAUGGAAUGCUAAUAGAUAUAAGGAAAAUAGGCAGGUUUUGUUACGAUGAUGACCCUUUUAUUGUGAGCACAGUAUUUGCUCCACCUGUCAAUGAAAGGCCAUUCCAUGAGGAGACAAUAAAUAGCUUGAAGCAUAGACUACUGGUGUUCCUGUUCAACAGAGCCAAGUCAAUAAGUGAUGAGACAAAAGACCCGUUGGAGCUGAGAAAGUUUUACAAGUACUUUGACAUGUUCAAAAGUUUACGCAUGUGGAAGAUGCAGCUGUUGGAUGAAGAUCACUUGCUCAUCAAGUAUGCAAGUGAAGAGGUGGUGACUCUGAGAGUGGCUGAGCCCAACAGCCAGUCAUCCUUCUUUGUGAUCUACAACAUCAGUGACAGUAAAAUACUGGAGGUCUAUGAGAACACUUCCGAGGGUUUACUGCAGUUGUUUGAGAAUUAUUGUGACUGGUUCAGAAAUGCAAGACUGUGUUCAGAUUCGCAAUUCACGUGUUCACCGUCCAAUAAUCUUUAUGCUAGACUGGCGCAGCAGAGGUUUAAGCAGACUAUAGUGAGAGCGAUAUACGGCGGCCGCACAGAAGCUACUAAGAGGAUUCUGGCCCAGUUGCCUAUUAGUGCACAGUCCUACAGCGGAUCGCCAUAUUUGGAUUUAGGGUUGUUCAGCUACGAUGACAAGUGGGUGUCUGUGAUGGAGAGGCCGAAGGCGUAUGGAGAGUAUCCUAUAAGAUUCUACGCGCGAGACUCAGGGCUGCUCAAGUUCCGUAUCUACGCGGGGCUCCUCGGGCAGGCCGCGCCGGCGAGCGCGCGCCGCCUCGUGGCCUUCACCUUCCACCCCACCGACCCCUUCGCCAUCAGCGUGCAGAGGACCAACGCCGAGUAUAUAGUGAACUUUCACAUACGCAACACGGUUUAUACGUCGCCGCUGUGAGGUUUUAUACAGUGUGGAUAGUUACAAUGUGAUUUUCGUGGGAUAUCAGUGGCGCCCUCUAUAAAAAUAUGUUAUUUAUGUAGACACUAAGGUGGCGAUAUGGGAAUUACAAUACUAUCUCACUACAGGAAAAGCGAACAUAACAAUCCUGCAAAAUUAUUGCCUGCAAACGUAUAAAAUGUCGCACUACUAUAGUCUGCUGCUUGUAUUGUACUACUUUGUUGAGUAACUCAUAUAUUUAUAAUAUUUCAUUGUAUAUAAAGCCGUUUUGUAUAGAUGCUGUUGCAAGUACUACUGUGUAGUAUUUCAUAGUUUUGUAUUAUUAACAUGUGUCUAAGUACAUAUUUUAUUAGUUAAGCUUAAGAAUAAAACCGCAGUUAUUUUUGUAUUUA